Molecule: messenger RNA, 3118 nt
Organism: Chara braunii
Lineage: Eukaryota; Viridiplantae; Streptophyta; Charophyceae; Charales; Characeae
Source: the annotation of a GenBank genome assembly
GCGUGGAACACGUGGCGGAAGGGCGUGGGACACGUGGCGAAAGGGCGGGGAACACGUGGAAAGUGUGUGGAUCGUGUUCCAGAGAAGGCGUUCAUGGCUGUCUCCAUUGACAUGUUGAGGGCAUAUACUAACACCAGGAGUUUUUGGACUCAGCUCUGGGCAUGAUUGCGGUCAGAUGCAUCCAGGUUCGGCUGUAAUUAAGUUCAGAUACAUUUGCUCGUGUGAGUACACCUUGAGAUGAACCACGACCUCCAUCGAUCACGGCCGGUGCGUGGCAUUCCUCUUCCUUCUCUUUGGCGGGUUGUCGGUCCGUCGGUUGCGCGGGAAGAAGAAGUCGAAUGCGCGGGAAGAAGAAACGCAAGGAGCUGUGAAGCCCGAGGAGAGAGGGAAAGAGGAAAAAAGGCGGGAAUGGCUCACGCGCUCCAGCUCGGGCAUUGGUUGUUGAUUGAUUGGUGGUAGUGGAACGCGUUCGGGGACAUCAUUUCAUUCCUUGGUUUGAUUCAAGCGGAGAUCGAACGGCAAUCUCGAUCCGACAGACUCCUAUUAUCGAGCUUGUCGGGAUCGCCGCGCACAUGCGCUCAGAGAGGAGGCAACCGAUGUUCCUCCUCCCCCCCCCCCCCCCCUCCUCCUCCGCCCCCCCAAGAAAAAGAAAUCGAGAGUGUGACUACGGCCGCUGAUUACUCUUUUGUCAUAUUCUUGCGUGUCUGAUCCCACCGCUAAUGCGUAGUAUCAGGGCUCGGCGCGCUUACAAUCUCGCCUGAUCCCUCCUUUUUAACUGUACUAGAGCGGAUCGGCGGCUGUAAGCGAACAGGCAGCCAAUCAACGAUAAAGUGAGGCAGCCAAUCAACGAUCACGUGGCGAAGAGAGGACGAGGAAUCGACGACCGCCAUGGCUUCGCCAUCGCCAUCGCCAUCAGUGAAGGCGCAAGCAGGAAUUGGCGGGAAUAAUCCUAGAACCACGCUCCUGAUCGAUAAACACCGAUCUUAUAUCAAGAGUCUCGAUAAAGACACACAGAGUCUUGACUAUAUGAUGACUGAGCAUUUGAGGAUGAGUGGAGUCUACUGGGGAUUGACAACAAUGAACAUUCUUGGAAGCUUGGGUGAAAUGGACGAGAAAAAGGUCAUCGACUGGGUUCUCAAGUGCCAGCAUCCGUGCGGUGGAUUUGGCGGAAAUGUGGACCAUGACCCACACAUACUGUACACUCUAAGCGCCAUCCAAAUUCUCGCUCUCUAUGACAAGCUGCAUCUACUGGAUGCUGAUCAGAUUGCUGCAUACAUUUCAGGACUCCAGCUUGCCGACGGAUCGUUUGUUGGCGAUGAAUGGGGAGAAGUUGACACAAGAUUUUCCUAUUGUGCGAUUUCAUGCUUGUCCCUGCUUGGAAGAUUGGAUAAAAUAGAUGUGGACAGAGCUGCUGCGUACAUUGCCAGCUGUAAGAAUUUUGAUGGCGGUUUUGGGUGCACGCCAGGUGGAGAGUCACAUGCUGGCCAAAUUUUUUGCUGCGUUGGCGCCCUGGCCAUAGCCGGAGCUCUUCAUUAUGUGGAUGCGGACUUGCUUGGCUGGUGGCUAUGUGAGCGUCAAGUCAAAUCUGGAGGUCUCAAUGGGCGUCCUGAAAAGCUUCCUGACGUCUGCUAUUCCUGGUGGGUACUCUCGAGCUUGGUGAUCCUCGACAGAGUCCAUUGGCUUGACAAGGAUAGGCUCAAGGCCUUCAUAUUAAGUUGCCAGGAUGAAGAAAGGGGUGGUAUCUCCGAUCGACCUGACGAUAUGGUUGACGUGUUCCAUACAUUCUUUGGAGUAGCAGGGCUUUCUCUUCUGGAGUAUCCAGGCCUUAAGCAUAUCGAUCCAGCGUACGCCUUGCCAGUUGAAGUCGUGCAGCGCGUUCUCUCCAGGCAGAGGCAGACACCAGCUUGAUCUCUCUUCUACCGUUGCAGUCGACUCCUACUGCUCUAUGGCCAAUACCCAAUCGGCUAUCCCCAAGUGGCUAUUUCUAAAUUCCCCGAGGAUCACACAAUAGCUUUGCUAUCCUUAACUCAAUUGCAAAUUGGGCUUUUGGCUAUUUGGCUAUUUGGCUAGCGGCUUUUUGCCCCACCAACCGGCUAUGCCCUCUUGGCUAUCCCCAGUCAGCUACAGACUUGCCUGGCUAAUUAGAUCAUAUCGAUCACAUCAUACAUAGCUUUUGUAUUCUUUACCUCAUAGCUAAUUGGCUAUCCCCCAUAGGCAACCCGAAUUGGCUAUCCCCAACCUAUUGACUAUCCCCAACACAUUUGACCAUCUCCCCAAUUCACUAUUCCCAAUUGGCUGUCCCAAAUUCACUAUUUCCCAUCAGCUAUACAGGCACUCCUUCGCUCUAUCAAAGCCAUGAUUGGUCUGCAUUGAUGUGGAAUCCUCUGGUCCAGGCACUGCUCGAGUUACCGCAGAUUCGUGCAGAAGUGAGUUUUUUUUUUGACUUUCUGUUGUAUUCUUGAAUUUCUUCUUCUUUUUUCGUUCCUCCAUCUGUUUAGUUCAAAAAACUUCAAAAAAGGAAAGUGGAAAGGUGGAGUAGUAGACUUGUGUUGGACAGGUGGCUGAAUGGUAUGCACAUCAACACAUACUACUAAAGCUUAGUCCCCCUUGCCAUGACGCUGCACACCGAGCCGGUUCUUUUCUUUCGCGCUUUGGCCGUACAAUCUUCAUCUACGCGGCUGGUGUUGCCGGAAACCUGAUUUCUUAACCGUUUUUGGAGCUCUGCUUUUGCGGCACGUCAGCGUUUUGGAGUGCUGUUGUGUCGACACGUGUGUGCCCUCUUUGUUCUUCGCUUGUCUUUGUGUCGUGUUCCCGUCGUUGAUUUCUCCGCUAUCUAGCGAUUUCGUCGUGAUUUGCGGUGUGUGCCACUGUGUGGUGUUUCUGCAAUGUUACAGCGUUGUGUUUUUUUAUUUUUUAAGGAUGGGUGUGGUCUCGAUAGGAGGCGCGAUGUCUGUGCGGAGGACCGAUGCUUAGUGUUUCGAUGCGGGCGCGUUGGUGUGGGGGUGUUUUCUGUCUACAUUCAGCCUGCAUUUGGUCUGGUUUUGGGCCCGGGUUGAUUGUCUGUUUAGCGUUUGGAAUGGCGAGUUCGGCUUCCUCUGCAAUGCGCUUAGUGUUUCGA